UCGGCUUCUCGGCAACGCGACUUUACUGCUUGACUGCCUGCUCUGCUGCCCUCUCUAGAGGCCAGGAUGGUUCGCCUGAAAUCUGGAGAGCAGCGCGUCACAAGAAAAAGCAGUGACGAAUCAGUUUAUUCCCGACUUCCGAACGGUUUAGGCGCACUUUCUGGCGCGUUCCGAAAGGGUCUCUUGUUGGCCUGAAAUUGUGUAUUUGGGUAUUUAUUGUGUUGAAAUCACUUGUUUUAUGUGCCAUUCUGGAGAUAAAAGACGCGAUCUUUAAGAGGCGAAGACACCAAACUGUGCGAGUGAUCUAGUGAAGGAAUUACCUGAGCUGGGGAUCCUGGUGGUGGCUUAAGCCGAAGAAGAAUGAACAAACGAGAAACUUGAAAGCUCACCACCAGUUAAAAGGUAUUAAAAGAGCCGCAAUCAGCUUAAGCCCUAACUAAGCACCUGAGAAGAGGUAGCUGGUGGUGGCGGUGGCAAAGGUUCGUGAUAUCUACACGCCCGUUUGCUGACCUGUUGUGUCUGUGUCUGCAUGCAAAACGAAAAGAGAGUGAACCUCAGAGACCGGCCGAUUAUCGCUUAAUUUAACGAUCUGUUGAAAGAAGUUCGAACGAAUUCGCAACGUGAAGAAAUCGUAUAAAAACAAAAUAAAAUAUUUGCACCAAUAAGAAAAGAAAAGAAGCAGUGAAAACGGCUCAAAGUCCUCUAAAGUACACCCAAAGCUCGUAAAAGAAAACUAUUUGUGAAAAGAGAAAAACAGGUUUUCAUUCAGUGUACGUGUGUGUGUUUGUGUGUUUAGUGUAAUAGUAUAAUGUGAAAGUAGGAAAGAAAAUAACGACUCUGCCAAGUGUACAUCAGCCGUCGCCGACGAAGCCGCCGACACCACCUUGUGUACAUUUUCCGACAAUUUCCAAACAUUCAAGUGCACCACCACUCGGGGAAAGGCAAGAAAAAAUCUAUUCAGAUUAAAAGUUCCGACCUACACAACCAGCCAGCGGCACGAGGCCAGGACCGACUUCAUUAGAGAGCGGGGCACCCAUCGACAGCAACCUCCGACUCCGAAAAGAUUUCACCCGGCCAACGACGAAGAACUUCGCCGCAACCCAUCCCCUGGCGAUGGCACCCCAUUAAUAUCCGAUGAGUAGAGCACGACGGCGACGACGACGACCAAGUUCUGGAAAAUGGUGAAACAUAAAAGGUCCUUUUGCUUCCGACUAUCGAACGUGCUUCUGCUGCGUCCGAGGACGACACUUCUCAGCCUGGUCUGGCCACGUGCUGGUGGUGGAGGAAGGUGGGGUGGGGCGGUCCAACGAAAGUCCAUCCAGCUGCUGCUGCUGGUGCUGGCGUACUGCAACGGGUUCACCGAUGCCAGCUGGUGGAGGGUGGCGGACCUGUCGCUGGACGUGAAACACUUCCACCGGGACAACCGAAGCUUCGAGAUUUGCAGCGAAAACACGUACUUUACGCAGCACCAGCGCGAAAUUUGCUACAACAAUCCGGAACUGUUGAAAGUUAUAGUCAACGCAGCCAACAUUGCCAAGUAUGAGUGCCAAAGCUACUUCCAAAAUAGUCGAUGGAACUGUUCCGUCAAACGUGGAUCGGAAAUUUUGUAUGGAAAUUUAGACGAUAAUGGAAACCGCGAAACGGCCUACCUGAGCGCCAUCAAUGCGGCCUCGCUGGCCUGGACCAUCACGCGGUACUGCACCAAGGGUGAACUGACCAUGUGCACCUGUGACCACAUCCAGCGCAAGAAGCACAGCAAGUGGACCUGGGGCGGCUGCUCCGAGGACGUUAACUACGGCAUCAAACAGGCCCGCCAGUUUGUGGACCCCCAGGAAGAUCGCUCGUCCAGCUUUGGGCUGAUGAAUCUACACAACAACGAGGCUGCUCGAAGAACACUGCGAGCUAAAAUGCAAAAAGUGUGCAAGUGUCACGGAAUGUCCGGAUCGUGCACGACGCGCGUCUGCUGGCGCCGGUUACCACCGAUGAAACAGAUGGCCGACACCUUCGGCUCGAUGUUUGAUGCCGCCGCUCUAGUCAAACCUGUUGAAAACAAGGGCGUCAUCAAAAAGUUGAAGCGAAAGGACUCACAGUAUAAGAAGGUCAACAAGUCCGACCUUGUGUACAUUGCCGAAUCUCCCGAUUAUUGCGAAGAGAAUGACAGCCUCGGCAUCUUCGGCACCCGGGGACGCUUCUGCAAUCGCACCUCGUACGGCAUCGAGGGUUGCCGGCUGUUGUGCUGCGGCCGCGGCUACCAGACCCGGAUCCGCAACGUCGAGGAAAAGUGCAACUGCAAGUUUGUUUGGUGCUGCUCGGUCAAGUGCGACACGUGCAGCGUCCGAAAGGACGAGUACAUUUGCAACUAAGAGAGGCCACAGAGAGAGAAAGAAGGUAGUUUGAUCAGUGUAAAUUAUUACCAUUUUUGCGACUCUAGAGUAAAUAUUCACAAACUCACACACAAACAGCCAUUUUGCACAAUUUACUAAUGCCAUUUUGUCUCAAAGUUUUUUGUAUAUUUUUUGGAGGAAGACUCGAACCGUUAGCGUAAAAGAUAAGUCGAUUUUCAAAGUAUUUCCUCUCAACUCAAAAGAUUUGAUGUAAUAUUCAGAAAGGUCUUAACGAAACAAAUCGAUCGAACUUGGAUUCAUGAUAUUCACAAUACACUGCUUGUUGUAAAUCAUAAUUUCGAAAUGUAUUUGAAGAAGAAAACGAAGAAAAAACAGCAGCAACGAACGUCUAAAUGUUUCCAGUAUUUUUAUAUUCACAUUACGAUAAGUAAGCAUUUGCAUUCUGUGAUUUCUUUUUGUUUUGUAGUAUUGAUUUUAUUUAAUGAUAUAGAGGAAUAAUGCAUAAGAUUAGUGUUUAAGAAUAAGUGUUAAGACGACAACCAGCUACUCAUUGGUAGUGAAGCAAAAAAAAAGAAGCAGCACACAAAUCCUAAUUACCAAACGUGAAUAAUAAAAACAGAGAUCAAAACCCUGCUAGAAAGUUUCCCCCAUUUCUCGUGAAUUGAAUCCAAAGUAGCAUUUAGCAAACCUGAAGAAAGAAAACAAACAAAAGAUUGUCGCAUCUAUCCGACCAUUUGUAUCAGUAAACUUGUGAAAUCAAAUGAAUAAAGCAAAAAAUAAA
Molecule: messenger RNA, 3126 nt
Organism: Culex pipiens pallens (northern house mosquito)
Lineage: Eukaryota; Metazoa; Arthropoda; Insecta; Diptera; Culicidae
Product: protein Wnt-1-like
Exons: 8
Coding region: 1179-2363 (394 amino acids)
Biological process (GO): cell fate commitment; canonical Wnt signaling pathway; multicellular organism development
Cellular component (GO): extracellular region
Molecular function (GO): cytokine activity; frizzled binding
Source: RefSeq, a predicted model, not a curated record